AUGGCGCGCAACCGUGUCGCGCCGAGCUGGGAGGACCAUGACCAUUCAAAGUCUCUCCACGGCAUAGGCGGCUCGACGCCCAAGCCGAAAGUACCGAUACACGUGCCCCGGGUCGGUAGCGUACCUGGGCAGACAUCGCCUCCUCACUCACGCUCCCGCAAGCGUGCUUCGCCGCAUUGGCCUGCCUCUCGCCCAUCCCAUCACACCACCUUUAUCGACACCUUGCAUGACGACGAUAAUAGCGCUCGACGCUCACAGGGAUCGCUCGGCACAGCACGGCGGAGCAGCCUCCGCUCAUCCAAUGCCGGACUCACAUCGUCUACCUAUCCAAGAAAACAUUCGACUCCCGCUGAUGUCGAACCUCAAGUGUUCAUCGAUGUCGAAGCCACGUCAAAGCAGGAAAAGGGGAAGGCAAAAGCGCGAGACAUGCCGCCGCGCAUCACCCGCACUACACGAGGCAGGCUCUCGCACGAGGACGCCAUCCUUGUCGAAAGCGAUGACGACGUGGACGACGCAGACGAGGUACAACUUCUUCCAUCCAUCCCGUCCAGCCGAGAGAUCAAGCGAAAACUCGAUGGAACGGACGAGAGCUUGGCUUUGCAGGCCAAGGAGAGACGACGCAAAGGUGAGGCAUCCUUUUCUCAAGCUACGGCAUCCUCUGCUGCGCAUCCGGAAACGUUCUAUUCAAGGCAGAGCGACCGCCCUGUAACACGAAACCAUCGCCACCGUCCCGAUGGGCCGAUAGCACUCGAGGAGCCCAGCGACGGUCGAAGCAAUGACCGAAAGGCAUUGAUUCUGGUACGUAACAGCCCAGAUCUGGACCCUGUCAUUGGGUCAAGCCUCAACAUGAAGCACAAACCGCCAGCUUCGUCUCGAACCAAGAUGAUCGAUCGCAUGCAUAGAAAGAUGCCUUCGUCAAGUGCAGCGAGCACCUCUCAACGUCGGCCUUCCUCGUCCAUGGCUCCCUCGACCUCGCAGACCUCGCCUCGAACACAGCUGGCAAGUCCCACCCGCGAGCCGAGUGUCAAUGAACUCGUUGGCUCGUCUCGCGGCGCCAAACGCAUGAGGACCGAGGCCAGCCCGACAUCGCCCGGGUUGGACAAUUCUUCCAAAUCUUCAUCGCAGACAUUCGAGGUGCGCCUGCAAGCCAUCGUGGUCUCAGACAUGUGGAGAUCUCGUGAACGCGAUCACGCCGCCGUUUGGGUCAAUCCACAUUCCUUGCAAUGCGGCGUUGCUGUGAACCUCCGAGUCAAUAUUCGAUACAGCGACGUCUAUGAGGUGUUGACUAAUACACCUGACGUAAAAGAGUGUGGCAUCCUGUGCCUUACGUUGACGCCUGGAUGCGAGAGCGCAAGGGAGCUGCAAAAGUUGUUUCCCGACUUUGAUCCAUGCGCCUCUGGUGAUGCAGCUCAGAUCCAGAUGAUCGCUCGCGACUCCUCGUCGGAAGACCUAAGCGACUACGCUCGCGCAUCGGCGUCGAUCAUCAGAAGGCUACGUGAAGUAUCAAACGGGACUAUCCGGACUCGAUGGCUAGAUGAGCCUGGAGUGAGGAGUAAGGUCACUCUGUCGAAUCAUGUUAAGGAAUCUCCGUGGCCUGGCUCUGUCACUGUGUCCGCGCAGGGGCCGCAAGAGCCACAGCCGCGCAAGGUGCGCACCUUGAUCACUCCGGGCUCAGGUCGUUCGUCCGAGUCCUUCACACGAAGCCUCCAUCGUACCAACGUCAUGUACGAGUCAAAUGCACCGAAGAAGAAGACGUUCGAUCUUCAACCACCGUCUCCGAAAGCUUCAACGCCUUCCGGCCGCGCCCGCGACGCCUCACCCUCGCUUCCGUCCUUGACGGUUCCGAAAGCGAAAACCGCUGAAGUCGCACCUCCGAAGACGGAAGUCAAAAGGCCUCCCGUCUCGCACGAGGACGGAACCAUCCUCCAAUACCCAUACGAAGGCACCGGAGCCGUGUCACUGAGGCACUCAGACUUCGACAAGCUCCUGGACGGCGGGCUUCUGAACGACGUCGCCAUCGACUUCGGCAUCAAGGUCAUCCUCGCAGAGAUUCGUGCGAGGGAUCCCUUGCUGGCCGACAGUAUCUACGUCUUCAACACCUUUUUCUUCUCCAUCCUGAUGUCGGAUUCGGUAGAGAACAGCUACGCCAAGCUACGCCGAUGGACGGCCAAAGAAGACCUCUUCUCGAAGAAGUACAUUGUCAUCCCGGUCAACGAAAACUAUCACUGGUAUCUCGCCUUGAUCGUCAAUCCGGCGCACAUCCUCGCGGGCCAAGAUCGGGACAGCAACAGCGAGAAGGACAAGGACGAGGUGGCUGCCUCGCUGAUGCCGCCAUCACCAACGUCAAGACGGCAGUCACCAGACCUCGAGCAGGUCGCAGCCACUGAGCACGCAUCCCUCGAACCUGAGCCGCGUGUCGAAGAUAAGCCCGCCGCGAGCUCAGAGCCCGGCACACCACCUUUGCCAUCCACGAGUCUUCUGUCGCACACGGCCGACAACCAAUCUGAUCCCGCUCCCGUUCCUAUGGAUGUGGACACGGAACCGUGCGCCAACGGAUCAACGAAACGGAGCCCGGACCCUGCGAAUCUCGUUCAGACCUUAAUCAUCACCCUUGACAGUCUCGGACAAAGACACGCAAAGCUCGGCAACAGGCUGUUCGAAUACCUCUGGCGCGAAGCCUGGGACAAGAAGAAGCCACAUCUGUCAGCAUCAGCGCAACGAUCGAAGCCGGAACCAAAAAGAGAGGCAGAAGCCGAAGGCCAUGCCCAGGCGUCGCCAGCCCCGAAGGACAUUUCAAAGUUGCAAUUGGCUGCAAGCUCCACCGAUGCGUCCAAGAAUCAAGCAAGGGAGUUCCACGGAUCAAGAGACGAGAAAGCAGUGGCGGAAGUGGCGAGCAUGCGCUCUGUACCCGUGCAAGACAAGCGACACGCGAAUGGAGCCGCAGCUGCCAAGUUGACAGAAGCGGAAGCAUGGGGCAAAAGUCUGCCCAAGGCCGCGUACAUAAACGCCUCGGUACCGGAGCAGCCCAACUUCUGCGACUGCGGGAUCUAUCUCCUACACUAUGUUGAUCGCUUCUUUCGGGAUCCGGGGAAGCUGCUUGCGUCGAUCGUGAACGCCAGGAGCAGGAUCGCCGAGAACAACAAGGCUAAUCCUGCGAUGCGCAGAGAGGUAAGGAACCGGAUCGAGAAUCGCAUACGAGCUGAAUGGGAGGCAGGCGAGGUCAGCUCGAAGCGUGCCUACUGGCGGUCCAAAGUGUUCGAACUCUCAGAGGGAUGGGUUGCCCACCGGAAGAUGACAGAGGAGAAGGUGGCAAAGAGCGAGGAAGACGAGGCGAUGGCGGCGAGCGAUGUGACAGAUGCGGCUGUCGCGCCUCAGCAAGUGCCACCGUCGACAGUAGAGGAGCAGGUCGAAGACACGCCGAUGCCUGACGUGGAGCAAGCAGUCCACGUCGUAGGGCAAUCGAACCCUGCGGAGGACUCGACCGCCGAGCAAGAUUCACGACCGUUGGAGCAAGAGACCGCGAAGGGUCUUGGCAUCGAAGGCGCUUCUCAAGACGAGAUCGAGCGCUCCGUGCACAACUGCGCACGCGGGAAAGAUAUCAAUGAGAAGGCCUUCGUCGAGAACGUCCUUGACCAAGCGUUGGCCAAGCAGACGGGCCCGCUGUCGCUUGAACAUCUCGGCGAGCCACAGCGAGAGGACCUCGAGCACGAGCAGAGGUCUGCGUCCGAUCGGAUCCAAGAUCUGAAUCUCAAUGCUCGCACCUUCCCGCUCUCGACCAUCGCCGAUGGUCGAACGCCGAUACCGAUGGAUGAUUCGGCCGAUUCGGCCGACUCGAGAACACAGGCUCCGGCUCAAGAAGGGUCGACUAAGGCCUCGCCUACGCUUUCGGCUUCGUCGUCGAUCUCGCGCCGUCGUGGAGAAGACGAGCAGGAGCAGCGGGAGCAGGAGCAGGAGCAGGGCCAGCGCCAGCCGCAGUCUCGCGAGAUGCCGUCUCCCUUUGGCGCCACGAUGCUCCCGUCGAUACCUUCGAGCUGGCCGGAUCGUCCUCCUCCGCUCUCAUUCGGCAGCAGCAAGAAUCACCUCAGGUGGUCGCAGGAAGCUGAGGACUUGGCAGACAGUCGUAGCAGAGAUUCGGGCGGUAGCACCGAUGUGGAUCAGGGUAGUGGCGUCAGUCGGUCACCAUCUUCAUCUGUCGACGUUGAAGUGUUGUGA
Molecule: messenger RNA, 4212 nt
Organism: Pseudozyma hubeiensis SY62
Lineage: Eukaryota; Fungi; Basidiomycota; Ustilaginomycetes; Ustilaginales; Ustilaginaceae
Exons: 1
Coding region: 1-4212 (1403 amino acids)
Biological process (GO): protein desumoylation
Cellular component (GO): cytoplasm; nucleus
Molecular function (GO): SUMO-specific endopeptidase activity
Source: RefSeq, a predicted model, not a curated record